CUUCAAUAGACAAGUUGUUAAAUCAUUGGGUCUUAUGAAACAACAAUGUGCUAUUCAAUUUUUAGGUCAGAGAUCUUUAGUUAGACUGUCGAAAAAUUCAAUUAUGAGCUCUUGUAAAACUUCACAAACGUUUAGCUUUAACUCUACACAUCUUUGAUGUGCUCAAAUGCGACCAAUUGAGGAUUAUAAUCUUUUCCUGCUGGAUCUGUGAGCCAGAUGACCAACAUUACGCCCCUUCACUUUGUCUACAAAAGCAAGGGGAAGAAUAUAUGUGUUCUCAUGCUGUUGUGUGUUCCCCUCUCUAUGAUGGACAUCCCUGGUCCUUGCAAACAUGCCGUAACCAUGGACCACCUGCUUCAACUAAAACAAAUGAUCACUAACCAGCUGCGGACCAGCUGUUCAAUCACAUACACGUUCAUUGAGAGGAAACACUUGAGUGUGGCGUGUUAUGUGAAAGCCACGCUGCCGAGGGUGCUUGAACUCUUAAAUGUCCACAUCAGAUACGUCCCGGGAUCAGAUAGUUCUCUGGCAGUGGUCUCCAUCCAAAACCUCAUUCUCAACAUCUACUCCCAACACUGUAUACCUUCACUAAAUGAGGAACUGGAGGAGAACCCUGUGGCAUUUGAGAGGCAGUACAAAGAGUCUCCUGUCCGGGCGCUUCUGAGAGUGGAAGAGGUUCUGUCCCUGUACCUGCACCUCAUCACGACCAGGAACACUACACUUAACUGGACCUGCGGGCAAGAGUAUAGCAGCGUCAUGCAUGACUACAGCAGCAUUAUACCCCCUACUGUUUCCAAGCCCACGUCUAGCACAGAGGCUGCGGUGGGUUUAUCCAGACAAGCUCCUCAGGGGUCCUUGAGUGAUGAUUUCUACAGGCUGGGCUUCAUUGUGGUCUCCAUCUGUGCAGGAUUGUUCAUCCUUCUCACUGUCUUCUGCCUCCUAAAGAGAAAGAAACUGCAACAUCAGCUUCAUAGAGCAAGAUUAUCAUCAGACUGGGGAUUACAAGUCGUGGAAAAUUUUGAAAUACAAGAGCAAGAAUGUCAGAUGUCAGAGCUUCAAAAGCGUUCCACCUCUCCACCGGCUUCCAACAGAGCUGAUGCUUCUUUCUGGAUACCAUAAACAUUAAAAACAGACUGUCUUACUCACUACAUCGCUACAUCAAUAUACAUUUGCAGGAAGGAAAUACUCACGAGCACUUUAUUAUGAACAAUAUACACCUAAAAAUAAAGGUGCCACAAAAUGACAACAUAGAAAAACACGUUCCGUAGAUCAGUUUGUCCGUUUAG
Molecule: messenger RNA, 1286 nt
Organism: Triplophysa rosa
Lineage: Eukaryota; Metazoa; Chordata; Actinopteri; Cypriniformes; Nemacheilidae
Gene: csf1b
Product: colony stimulating factor 1b (macrophage)
Exons: 9
Coding region: 217-1119 (300 amino acids)
Cellular component (GO): membrane
Molecular function (GO): growth factor activity; cytokine activity
Source: RefSeq, a predicted model, not a curated record